Coturnix japonica (Japanese quail) is the source of this 2584-nucleotide messenger RNA. Lineage: Eukaryota; Metazoa; Chordata; Aves; Galliformes; Phasianidae. The record is from RefSeq and is a predicted model, not a curated record.
ACACGAGGCGGCUCCAUGCCCGUUUCAGGCCGCCCCGCCCCGGAUGCGGCCUCCCGGCUGCGCUUCCCCUUCCCGGCCGCGGGCGGCCAUGGCUGCGGCCUGCAGUCCCGGCGGGGCGGAGCGGGCGGCCGAGGGCGGGUGAGGCCAAAGCGGCGACGGGAGCCGGGCUACAUUGCCCUGCCCUGCCCUGCCCUGCCGGCCUUUGGCCCUCAAAACGCGGCCCUCCGUGUCCCCCCGCUUAGGUUGCUGUACGGCGGUAGGAAUCUCUCAUCUCCCGGCCUCUGCGUCCUGCAGCCCUGGAUCGUCGGCCUGCUGCUCAACCACGAGCAGCCGGAGGGGAAGAAGUGGCUGACGGGGCAGGUGCUGCGGGUUUUGAGUGGCUCAAGUCCUCCUGGCCAAGGCGAAGUGCAGCAAGAUGCUGUCCUGCAAGUCUCAGACGGCUCCCACUACAUCCGAGUGGUUGUUACAGCAGAAGCUCUGCAGGCGGAAGAAAAUGCCCACAUGCAGCUCAUGCUUUCCAGCCUUAUCUGUAGACUGAUCACCUUGCAGAAGUACACGCUGUGUUUCCGGGAGGAGGCCAAGCUGGAGGACUGUGAGUUUUAUCUCACCGCCCAGCGCUUCGUUGUGCUGCCCAUGGAGAGACAGAGGAUGGAUUCAUCAAAUGUGAACCAGGAGCCCUCUGUGCUACAGAAGAUAAAGGAGCUCUGGCUGAGGAAUCUCUCUGUGGGGACCACUCCUAGCUCAGAGCCGUCCCUCUCUCAGCUGUUAGAAGUGAUAGCACAGGACCAGCUCGAGGUCUUGAAGGAAAACGCUGAGAAGUGCUUGGAUUUGCAGGUGCCCAAAGAGACACCCUCAGCAGAGGCAGACCAGCUUCCUGUGACCCGGUGGGAGGCAGAGCUCCAAAAAGGGCCACGUGAGGACACCUUCAUAGUCCCAGCCACCAUCCUGGUGAUCCCUGCUGAGGAAGGAGUGGUUGACUGCAAUGCUUCCCAGCCAGUUACAUGUGGAGCAUCUCCUGAGAAGAGUGGCUACGAAAUGACAGUGCCAGGCGAUCAGAGUGUCGUACCCCAGGACAAGUCUGCAGAGUCAACAGCAUUGUCAGAGGACUCCGAGGCAUCGCUGGACAACCCUUGGAACAGGCUGCCCCCCAUGUCCUUGACCCUGUCCUCUCCAGAAGAGAAGUCCCAUCUGUGUAGCUCUCCACGCGCUCAAGAGGCCCAGCAGGAGGUGGCUGCCGACAGCAACACCCCUGACUUGGAACCUUGUAGCCACGACUCUCCCCAGGCCUUGCUGCAGGAUGACUCAGUGCAGACUUCAUCUCCUUCGCUGCUCACCUCAUAUUGCAAUAUCAGCCCUGUGAAGGCUGACAUGACCCAGGCAACAUCAACUGCAGAGGGAGCCUGCUCUACCCCUUGCACUGCUCGAGUCCCACUGGGGCCGGAGGACUCUCAGGCCAGCGUGUCAUCAGUCUCUCCAGUUUUUCCUGCCUGUGCUGAAAGGGCACCCCACCAAGAGCAGGCAGACUCCAGCGGCACAGCUUACCCUGUGUAUAUGCAGAAGCAUCACAUGGGUGAUGCCAGAGACAGGGGAGGAGAAUCCCCAGGGAAGACCAGAAGGGCUGUGGGUGCCAAGAGGAAGCUGGUGGUGAGAGAUGGUCAGGCUCUGCCUCACCCGUGUCGGUCCCCCCAUGGAUUGCGGCACAGAAAACCUCCCCAAUCCCCCUCUGAGGGCACAGUGAGAGAAGUGGGCAGGAAGGCUGAAUUAAAGAGCCUGCAGAGAGCAAAGAAGAGCAGAAGGGAGAUGAGGCCACAACGUGAAGAAAAAUCCAUUGAGGAGGAGCUGGACGAAGAGGAGUUGGAAGUGGAUGAAGAGGAGCUGGAGCUGGAUGAAGAGGAGGAACUGGAUGAAGAAGAGAAGGAGGAAGAAGAGCAGGCAUCCUCAGUGAGAAUUCCCGGCUACCACCCGGAGCGGCACAGAGAUCUGCAGCCGUAUGUGAAUGAGAAUCCACCACAGUACAAAUACGAGCCCCCCAGCCCUGAGCUCUGCAAGCAGAUACAGUCCAUCAGGCUCUCCAAGGCGAUGAUGAUGUGGGCGAGCUGGAUUGUCACAGAAAGGGAUACGGAGUCUUGAGAUGAGACCACAUGGAGCUCGAGCUCAGCCUGUUCAGCAACCUUCCUUUAAAGCUGCACAUCCCUCAGCGGUGGCUGGCCUGGCAUCAGGGACCAUGACAGUGCUGGGGCCAUGCCCUGGUGGAAGCCAGCACCCUCGGUUUUAAGAGGGAGUUGCCACCUGUUUGAGGAUGCUGCAGUGCAUGAGCUGGGCUCGUUUUCACCUCAGUGCUGUGCUGCACCAUCCAUUGCAGCCUGGAGCAAACAGCCUGCAAGGAGAGGGGACCUGAUCCCACUGUAGCAUGGGCAGCAGCAAUGACACAGGCACCAGGCCCUGGAACCUGAUCCCCCUUCCUGGAGCCAGUGCAGUGUUUGGACAUUAGUUGACUUGGUUUUGUUGAGUUCCAAUGCUUUUUCUUACAAAAUAUCCAGCAAGGUUUGUGUUGUUAAAAUUAAAAGUCAUAUAUUUUUAAAUA